Molecule: messenger RNA, 731 nt
Organism: Oncorhynchus kisutch (coho salmon)
Lineage: Eukaryota; Metazoa; Chordata; Actinopteri; Salmoniformes; Salmonidae
Product: AP-1 complex subunit sigma-3
Exons: 5
Coding region: 105-569 (154 amino acids)
Biological process (GO): vesicle-mediated transport; intracellular protein transport
Cellular component (GO): AP-1 adaptor complex; membrane coat
Molecular function (GO): clathrin-cargo adaptor activity
Source: RefSeq, a predicted model, not a curated record
GGAAGGUUGACGAUGCCUCGUCCAUAUGAAUCAUUUUUACGCAAUAAUUUAGAUAACAUAUUUUUCCUCAAGAUUCGGCCUUAGCCUCACAUUCCAGCUUCACGAUGUUGCGCUUCCUGCUGCUGUUCAGCCGGCAGGGGAAGCUCCGACUGCAGAAGUGGUUCACUCCGGUGACAGAGAGAGAGAAGAAGAAGGUGAUCAGGGAAAUGACUCUGAUGGUGCUGGCUCGCCCUCCCCGCUCCUGUAACUUCCUCCACUGGAGGGACCUCAAGAUUGUUUACAAGAGGUAUGCCAGCCUCUACUUCUGCUGUGGUCUGGAGGACCAGGACAAUGAACUGUUGACCUUGGAGGUGCUGCACCGAUAUGUCGAGCUGCUGGACAAAUACUUUGGCAACGUGUGUGAGCUGGACAUCAUCUUUAACUUUGAGAAGGCCUACUUCAUCCUUGAUGAGUUCCUGAUGGGAGGAGAGAUCCUGGAGACCUCCAAGACAGCUGUGGGCAUUGCUAUGGAGGAGGCAGAGACACUACAAGAGACAAUGGAGGAGUAUAUGAGUAAACCGACCUACUGAACCAAUAACAGUCGAACCUUAAGACUGAAGAAUCCUUUCCUCAGUUGCCAUAAGUGCCACAACAUUUAACCUAUUAAACUGUAAUACACUCUUCCAUUCAGACAUCACACAUAGUAAUACACUCUUCCACUCAGACAUCACACAUAGUAAUACACUCUUCCA